This is a messenger RNA of Ceratitis capitata (Mediterranean fruit fly), 1093 nucleotides long. RefSeq lists its product as uncharacterized. Lineage: Eukaryota; Metazoa; Arthropoda; Insecta; Diptera; Tephritidae. The transcript is spliced from 2 exons. The record is from RefSeq and is a predicted model, not a curated record. The coding region runs from base 357 to 941 and encodes 194 amino acids.
UUCAGUUUGUUCAUGUUUACAAUUUAAUUGCUUUUUUACCAGCGGAGUUAUUGACUGAAUGAUUACGAGUAAUGCCUAAGCGAAUUCAAUUGAACUCAAUAGUAAAUUAAUUAUUUUAGGUGAAACACAAACCAAUUGACAGUAAUUAGAAAAACGCUCAUCACAACCCACCGACGGAAUCUAAAAGUCAUUAAGCAAAGCAAUUUCUGUGCGAGAGAAGGUGAGUGUGGGUUCGACCGAUGAGUUGGACAAAUCCGAAAUUAGUUUUGGAAAAAAGUUCGCCCCACUACCUAUUUGUUAAUGAGAACAGAGUUAGCAUAAAAUUCCAACAACAAAUAUAAAGUAUUUAAAAGCAGAUGUCGAAACCAUUAGAAUGUGCCGAGCUUCUGCGUUUGUUGAUCUGUAGCCUAUUCAUUGCAAACACAUUGCAGUACUGCUACCAAUUGGAAAUUCUCAGCUUUCGCAGCCACGACACACCGGAUUAUCGUCUGACCAUGAAACGGCAAAGUAACGGCACACUUUCAGCUACGACGCAUGUUCUGAAAACGGUAAACAUGCCCACCUGGCACAUUCAGCUGCUGCAGUUGAAUACGAGGCGCAGUCAGUUGGGCAAAAUCGAUCCACCCAAGUCGCUCUACAACGCCACUUACAAGACCUGCGAAUUUUGGAAAUAUGUAAGGCGUAUACGCGUGUUCAGCAAUGUGGCGCAGCAGUUGCUCUCCAAGGGUGGUGGCAAUAUGAGUUUGGAAUGUCCUCUGGCAGCGGGCACUUAUGUUUUCAAAAAUAUUCAGGUGCCACCCGAUACGGGCAUGCUGAAGCUCAUGUACUGGCCGAAUACAUUGUAUACUCUGAUUGGUACGGUCUAUGAUCGGCAGUCGGACAAGUCUUUGGUGAAAUUAUGUUAUUACGAAAUCAAUGGUACCGUUAUUAAGUCGUGUUGAUUUAUAGAAAAGAAGGAUUUAAUUAAAUGGAGAAGACUUUUAUCUUUAUGAGUAAUCAUUAUGCGCAUUAUCAAUCACACAUUUUAGCAAUAAAUAUUAUGUGAAAAUAAAUAUUUUAGUGAAACAGUUAUUUAUUGAUUAAUUAUUUUUUU